Messenger RNA from Cladophialophora immunda, 1903 nucleotides. RefSeq lists its product as uncharacterized. Bases 530 to 1393 code for a protein of 287 amino acids. Gene Ontology annotation, cellular component: extracellular region. The transcript has 2 exons. NCBI's taxonomy places the organism in Eukaryota, Fungi, Ascomycota, Eurotiomycetes, Chaetothyriales, Herpotrichiellaceae. The record is from RefSeq and is a predicted model, not a curated record.
CUUUAUACCACUCCUUUCACCUCGACAACCUCGACUUCUCGACCUCUGUUCUUCUCUCACCUCACCUCCAGUCCUUCUUUAGGCCUUCUGCCACCUUACCUUCGUCUCCAGUCCCUUUUGAGCCCUCUUCACUCACUCGAGGUGCAUUCAAUUGGACAGUCGCUCUUUUUUUCGACCAACACUUAGCCACAUCCCCCGAUUGUCGCUCAAGAAGCACAAGCAGAAGCACAAGCAGAAGCACAGUCAGUGACCGUGCCGUUUGGACUAGAUCGUCCCUGCCCUGUCAACACAGCUCUUUGACCAGAGUCCGUUCUCGAACAUACUGCCUCACCUGGUGUGAAGACCUUGCGUCAACAGAAGCACACUCCUCACGCACCAACAGUGCAGACCUUUCACUUCACAACCUCUGCUUGCUCAGAUUGACGUUCUGUGCGUUUGAAAUUUGCGGUUUCGGACCCAUUGAGACAUCUCGAGUCCAACUAUCCAUCAACAUAACAUCGACCGAUCAACCGUUCUUCCGUCGUUCAAGAUGAAGACUCUUGCCCCCUUUGCCGUGGCCGCCUUGUGCGCUGGUAUGGCGGCUGCCUCUCCCCUCGACAAGCGCGACUAUGUGACCGAAAUCGAUUUGUACACUGUGACCGUCACCGUAACUGGAUACCCUCCUACCGAUACACCUGCACCCUCUGUCAGCGACUGGAAUAGCUGGAGCAGUUGGGGACAAUGGCACGGAGGAAGCAGCGGGGAUUGGAGUAGCGAGUCGCCUUCUCCUACCUCGGUGGCCCCUGCCGAUACACCUGCCCCUUCUCCAGCUGCAACCUCUGAGUCCUGGGCAGCCUCGACGUCAGAAGCGGCAUCGACUCCUACUCAAGCAGCACCUUCGCCGGCCUCCACCUCGGUCUCUUCAGACUAUCAGCAAGGAAUUCUUGAUUCGCACAACAUGCAUCGGGACAACGCAUCUGUGCCGCAUUUGACCUGGAGUGAUGAUAUGGCCUCUAUCGCCGCUCAAAUCGCCGCCAGCUGUGUAUAUGCUCAUGACACUUCCACUGGUGGCGGUGGCUAUGGCCAGAACAUUGGUGCAGGAGCCCCUCCCUCCGACAUCCCUGCCAUGAUCACUGAUGAGAUGUAUAACGGAGAGAUCAACUUCUAUCCGGCCUAUGGCGUGGAGCCGGACAUGAGCAACUUCGAAAAAUGGGGUCACUACUCCCAGAUCGUCUGGAAAUCCACCACCUCUGUUGGCUGCGCCACUCAGUACUGUCCCAAUGGGUUGGCCAAUACCGGUGGCAAUGUCAGCCCUUAUUUCACCGUCUGCAACUAUAGCCCACCAGGCAAUUUUGGUGGCGAGUAUGCUGCGAACGUCUUGCAGCCCGGGAACAUGCCUACUGUCACGUUAUAAGUGGCGCUUCGCUUCUGCAUGAUCUCACGAUUCAUUGGAUGGGCCUCCAGCGCAAGGAAACAAACCAAUGACAAUGAUAUGUGGUGCUCAGUUCCAGGACGAAAUGCAUAUGCAAGCACGGAGCGGGGGUUAGCGAGCAGUGUGGGAUUAUUUUCUUUUUCCUUUCUUUCUACAAGCCUGUUGCUUCACCAUCUGAAUGUCCUCGCUUGGGGUUCCAUUUGGAUGAGCUGAACGUCAUGGCCUUCCUGGAUUUUGAUUCUUGACCACCGGGAGUGCGGCUUGAAGGACAUUUUGGAGGAUGAGAGUACCUGGGAAAGAGAGGUCCUGAGGAACAAGAAGGCUUGAGUCUGUAGAAUAGAGACCCGAGCAGAAAAGUGUGUAUCAACAGCUUGAUUGCAAAAUCAUGAAUGGAGUCCCCGUGGGUCACAGGCCUCUUUUUGAUGGGUGGCGAGGUUGUCUCGGUUUUAACCCGGCCUCGUCUUCCGUCGUGUCUGGACCGCCUGUUAGCAU